CUCUCCAAUUUCCAUGCCAGUCAGCAGAAGUUGUUUAACUGCACAAUUAUCACUAUUUAAGUUCCCCUAAAUUCGUUGUGUGUGUAAAGAGAAACCUUCUCGAGAGAGAAUGGAAUCUCAGUUUCCCACUGUCCACUUUCCCGCCAAUCCCAUAAAAAUAAAAAAAUAAAAAAUAAACCACCCAAAACAGAACCUCAGAAAGUGAAAAAGGUGAAGAAGAGAGAAGAAUCCCCAGCCCAGCUUAGUCAGGCCUCAGUCUGCUAGUUCUCCUCCGCUAUUAACGCUUCCUCCUCUUCACUUUACCUUUACUCUUCUCUGCUCCGGCCACCAGCAAGAAAACGAUGAAACCAUGACCACGCCGGCGACGGGACCGCCACCACCGCGCACGGUCCGCAAGCUCCUAGUGGAAGUCAUCGAAGCGCGCGACCUCCUCCCCAAAGACGGCCAGGGCAGCUCCAGCCCCUACGUCAUCGCCGACUUCGACGGCCAGCGGAAGCGCACCUCCACCAAGUACCGCGACCUCAACCCCGUAUGGAACGAGCCGCUCGAGUUCCUCGUCUCCGAUCCAAACAACAUGGACCACGAGGAGCUCGACAUCGAGGUCCUCAACGACAAGCGCUUCGGCAACGGCAGCGGCCGCAAAAACCACUUCCUCGGCAGGGUGAAGCUCUACGGCUCCCAGUUCGCCAGGCGCGGCGACGAGGGGCUCGUCUACUUCGCGCUCGAGAAGAAGAGCGUCUUCAGCUGGAUCCGCGGCGAGAUCGGGCUGAGGAUCUGUUACUACGACGAGAUGGUCGCCGAUGGCGACGAUCAGCCCCCUCCACCGCAAGAACAGCAGCAACCGCCGGAGAAUCACGACGGUCAGCCGCCUCCGGAUCAGCCUCCGCCGCCUGUUGUCGUGGUGGAAGAAGGCAGAGUUUUCCAAGUCCCUGGUUCGGGCGACAUCGGGCACAGCCAGAGGCAUAACAAUUACUACGGCCCCGACGGAGGAUCUUACUCGCCGCCGGUCGUCGUUGUGGAAGAAUCGCCGCCUCCGAUUGUUCACGUCCACUCCGGCGAGCCGCCGCCGGGUCCGCAUCCUGAACCUACGCCAGAGAUGCAGUAUCCCCUGCCUCCCGAAGCCAGAGGGAUGCACGGCGCAAGAAUGGUGAGCGGCGGCGGCGAGCGAGUUAGGGUUUUGAAAAAGCCAAACGGCGAUUACUCUCCCAGGGUGAUUUCCUCCCGAGUUCCCACCGAUACGGAGAGGAUUCAUCCUCUAGAUCUGGUUGAGCCGAUGCAGUAUCUGUUCAUCAGAAUCGUGAAGGCGCGUGGAUUGUCGCCUAAUGAGAGCCCCUAUGUGAAAAUCAGGACAUCCAAUCACUACGUCAGAUCUAAGCCGACGAAUUACCGACCCAGCGAGCCGCCCGACUCGCCCGAGUGGAACCAGGUCUUUGCGCUCCCCCACAACAGGCCUGACUCGGCGAGCACGACUCUAGAAAUCUCUGUUUGGGACGCUCCGACGGAGCAAUUUCUCGGCGGUGUUUGUUUCGACCUUUCCGAUGUCCCCGUUCGCGAUCCGCCGGACAGUCCGCUCGCUCCUCAGUGGUACCGUCUCGAAGGCGGUGAGCAAAAUUCAGGCAGAGUCUCCGGCGACGUGCAGCUCUCCGUCUGGAUCGGGACUCAAGCGGACGACGCGUUCCCGGAGGCGUGGAGCUCCGACGCGCCGUACGUCGCUCACACCCGCUCGAAGGUCUACCAAUCUCCCAAGCUCUGGUACUUGCGAGUCACAAUCAUCGAAGCUCAAGAUCUGAACAUUGCCCCCAAUCUCCCUCCCUUAACAGCGCCGGAGAUCCGAAUCAAAGGCCAAUUAGGUUUUCAAUCGGUCCGAUCCCGGCGAGGCUCAAUGAACAAUCACAGCGCGUCGUUUCACUGGAGCGAAGACAUCAUUUUCGUCGCCGGCGAGCCGCUGGAGGACUCGCUCGUCUUGCUGGUGGAGGACCGGACGACUAAGGAAGUAACGCUGCUCGGACACGUCAUCGUUCCGGUGAGCUCGAUCGAGCAGCGGUUGGAUGAGCGCCAGGUGGCAUCAAAAUGGUUCACAUUAGAAGGCGGAACAAGCAGUAUGGGCCCCGAACCAGGCCCGCCGGGGCCUGGCCCAGAUGGCGGUGGGUCCAUGUACUGUGGGAGGCUCCACCUCCGUCUUUGCUUGGAAGGAGGGUAUCACGUGCUGGACGAAGCGGCGCACGUGUGCAGCGACUUCCGGCCGACGGCGAAGCAGCUGUGGAAGCCGGCCGUCGGAAUCCUGGAGCUGGGGAUUUUAGGCGCUCGCGGGUUGCUCCCGAUGAAGAACAAAGGUGGAGGGAAAGGCUCCACCGAUGCCUACUGUGUCGCCAAGUAUGGGAAAAAGUGGGUCCGCACCAGAACGGUCACGGACAGCUUUGAUCCACGCUGGAACGAGCAGUACACGUGGCAGGUCUACGACCCGUGCACGGUGUUGACCAUCGGCGUGUUCGACAACUGGCGGAUGUUCGCCGACCCGACGGAGGAGAGACCCGACUGCCGAAUCGGUAAGGUCCGAAUCCGCGUCUCAACCCUGGAGAGCAAUAAGGUUUACACCAAUUCGUAUCCUCUGUUGGUCUUGUUCAGAGGCGGGUUGAAGAAAAUGGGUGAGAUCGAGAUUGCGGUUCGGUUCGCCUGCCCGAAUUUGCUGCCCGAGACCUGCGUGGUCUACGGCCAGCCGAUGCUUCCUCGGAUGCACUAUCUCCGACCGCUGGGAGUGGCUCAGCAGGAGGCCCUGCGUGGCGCGGCCACCAAAAUGGUCGCCCAGUGGCUCGCCCGAUCCGAGCCGGCGCUCGGACCGGAAGUGGUCAGAUACAUGCUGGAUGCUGAUUCGCAUACUUGGAGCAUGAGGAAGAGCAAGUCGAAUUGGUUUCGGAUCGUGGCGGUUCUGGCCUGGUUGGUUGGGUUGGCAAAAUGGUUGGACGAUAUCCGGCGGUGGAGAAACCCUGUUACCACGGUUUUGGUCCACGUGCUGUACUUGGUUCUGGUUUGGUUCCCGGACCUAAUCGUUCCGACCGGGUUCUUAUACAUUUGCUUAAUCGGAAUCUGGUACUACCGGUUCCGGCCCAAGAUCCCAGCGGGGAUGGAUAUCAGGCUGUCCCAGGCGGAGACGGUCGAUCCGGACGAGCUGGACGAGGAAUUCGACACGAUCCCGAGCUCGAAGCCGCCGGAGGUGAUACGGGCAAGGUACGACCGGCUGAGGAUGCUGGCGGCGAGGGUGCAGACGGUGCUGGGGGAUUUUGCGACGCAAGGGGAGAGGGCGCAGGCGCUGGUGAGCUGGAGGGACCCGCGGGCGACGAAAUUGUUCAUUGGGGUGUGUUUGGGUAUCACGAUAGUACUGUACUUGGUCCCGCCGAAGAUGGUGGCGGUGGCGCUGGGGUUUUAUUAUUUGAGGCACCCCAUGUUCCGGGACCCGAUGCCGCCGGCGAGCCUGAACUUUUUCCGACGGCUUCCCAGCUUGUCUGAUCGGAUAAUGUAGAUGAAAAAAAAAGAACAAAAUUAGUGUUAGCUAAGCCUAGUAAUUGGAUUUUGGAUAAUAAUGAUCAAAUUAUUAUUAUUAUUUAAGUAUAAGAUAGAAGUUUUGGAGGCACCAGAUUGAUGGUGGUGGGGAAGCAAAGGAAUUGUGUUCUUUUGCCCUUUUUGGUUUCUUUAUGAAUUGGUGGGGAAAUGGGAACUUUGAAAUAAGGGAGAGGGUAGAAGACUAGAAGUCAAGGAGGAGAGCAGAGAUUGGUGUAAUGGUGUCUGUAACUUGAUUAUGGGAAUAGAAGGAAAGAAGGAUGCCACUAAUGUCCAAUUUGAUUCUUUUUGCGGCUUUUCGUGCUUUGGGCUCAGGCCUUUGGGAUCCGGUGGGCCUGAAUAUCUAGUGGGCGUGGCGUGCAGGAUGUUGAUAAUAAUGUAGUAGUAAGGGGGAGUGGAGCUCUCUCUCUCUCCUUGUCCUUGUGCACGGACGGAAAGAAAAAUUGUCUGUUGAAAUGGGGAAGUUUGUUUAUGGUGUUAUGUUAAGGUUUGAGAGGUUUGGAGUAGGAGAUAACAAUACCUAAAUCUUGACUAAAUUAUGUUCGAAGUGACAAAACGGUAAAAAUGAUUGUUUCCUCUAACUAUUAAAUUAUUAGCUCUAAUUUAAGCACACACUUGUCAAAACAUAAUUAAUCGAUUAUGCAUUAAAGAGAGCCUCUACGACUCCCAGUGAUAUAAUAUGUUUCAAUUGGUGUUCAUCGCUUUCCUUGACUGAAUUGGUGUUCAUGUGCGUGAAUGGCCGUUCACAGCUGCUGGUGGGAUGCAGCAAGUUUGUUUGUUCGCCUCUAAUGCACUAUCCUUCUUUUGUUGUUGCUGUCUUGGUCCUCUUGGACUGCUUGCUCGAAGCUCGGACCACAACAGUCAAGCAAUGGUUUUUGUUUGGCUUUGUUUCUUGCCAGACUUGGCCUCGUUUUGGUUUGUGCUUGGCAUGCAUUGUUUGUAGUGGUUAUCCGGGCAAUUGUUAUGCUGCUGCUUUCCUAGAUUUUUUUGCUUGCUGCCUCUUCCUUCCUCUUGACUUUCCUAGGCUUUUUGUUUGUAAACUCUCUCCUUUUAUUAAUAUUAUUAUUUCAUCCUUAUAAAAAAAGAUAUGUUUCAAUUUUCAAAGUAGGUGGUGUCGUGUAGAUCUUAUGUGCAUUGUGUUGUUAAUGAAUUUAUCAAUUUGUC
Messenger RNA from Linum trigynum, 4719 nucleotides. The record is from the annotation of a GenBank genome assembly. NCBI's taxonomy places the organism in Eukaryota, Viridiplantae, Streptophyta, Magnoliopsida, Malpighiales, Linaceae.